Molecule: messenger RNA, 1192 nt
Organism: Megalobrama amblycephala (Wuchang bream)
Lineage: Eukaryota; Metazoa; Chordata; Actinopteri; Cypriniformes; Xenocyprididae
Gene: crygs3
Product: crystallin, gamma S3
Exons: 3
Coding region: 399-1127 (242 amino acids)
Biological process (GO): lens development in camera-type eye; visual perception
Molecular function (GO): structural constituent of eye lens
Source: RefSeq, a predicted model, not a curated record
UAAAUUUGCAAAGUUGUCACAAAUUUGUUUUUUGCUUUGUCAUUGUGGUGUAUGGAGUGUACACUGUGAAAAAAAGUAAUUUGAAGUAGUUUAACGUAAGGCAGCAACAUAAAACAAAAAGAAGGGGUACAAAUACUUUCGCAAGGCACUGUAUGUAUAGCCUAUUCACAGUUCCUGUGUUACCGUGCAACUAAACGAACCUGCUGUCCAACAGUAGAACACAAAUGCAUCAGUUCAUUCUAAAGACCGUGUUAUGCCUCAUACAGUAUGAGCAUGUGGCUAGAUGCCAGUGCUGCUUGAACUCUGCCAGUACCAGCAGCUGGAAAACAAUUUAAUUGGCCCAAUAAAUAUUUUCUGGACUCAGCCAUUGCAGAAUCAAAAGGUCAGGGUUUCAUACAAUGGCCACUGCAUUAAUCUGCAGGAACUAUCUAGAAACAAUCGCAGUAUCAGCUGUUGAUGAUGCAAAUGCUGCAGCCAUUCAUAUAACAAUGAUUUGCCUGGCAGAGCAACUCAAUGUGAAACAUAUAAAUCUCGCUCAUUGCCCUUUUAAUACACAGCAUACAGCAAAAGGAGGAAUCAAAUUAGCCCCAAACAUGGACAGAAUGGGAAAAAUUAUCUUUUAUGAGGACAAAAACUUUCAGGGACGUUCCUUUGAGUGCAGCAUGGACUGCCCAGAGCUGUCGUCCCACUUCAGCCGCUGUAACUCCAUCCGAGUGGAGAGUGGGGCCUGGGUUUUGUAUGAACGUCCAAACUUCAUGGGCUGCCAGUACAUCCUAACUAGGGGAGAGUAUCCUGAUUACCAGCGCUGGAUGGGGUACAAUGACUCUAUAAGGUCUUGCCGCAUGGUGCGAAAUCAUGCUGGCAUUUUCCGUAUCCGUCUGUAUGAGCGGCCUGACUUCCAGGGUCAGGUUAUGGAGUGCGGCGAGGACUGGCCCUCUCUCUAUGACCACUUCCGUCACCGUGAGGUCCAGUCCUGUAACGUUUUGGAUGGAGCCUGGGUCUUCUUUGAGCAUCCUAACUACAGGGGACGUCAGUACUUGUUGGAGAGAGGCGAAUACCGCCGCUUCACUGACUGGAAUGCCAUACAUCCUACUGUCGGCUCCAUCCGCCGUGUUCAGGAGUUUUAGGUCUUUCAAUGUGUAGUUGAUUGUUCCUUAACUAUUUAAUAAAAAAUGACACUGAGCCCACCUAA